Messenger RNA from Leptosomus discolor (cuckoo roller), 493 nucleotides. The record is from RefSeq and is a predicted model, not a curated record. Lineage: Eukaryota; Metazoa; Chordata; Aves; Leptosomiformes; Leptosomidae.
GUCUGAGGGUAACUGUAUUACUAACAUCAUCCCUCAUGGUAUUGGGAGCUGGCCUGAGAUGUGUUCCAGUUUCGGACCUAGAAAUUAGGAAGAAGCUGAUUCACGGAGGGCAGCUGUUAAACGGCUUGGCGGGGCCAACUGUGAUGAACGCAGCACCAUUUCUUUCCACGACGUGGUUUUCUCCGGAUGAACGUGCCACAGCAACAGCCAUCGCGUCACUGCUCAGUUACCUGGGUGCUGCUGGCGCGUUUCUAGUGGGACCCCUCGUAGUGCCAUCUCCUAAUGGAACAUCUCAGCUCCUGCUGGUAUCACAGAGCAACACUGAGCACAUCAAGGACCGCAUUGAGGCUGUGCUGUAUGCAGAAUUUGGAAUGGUUUCACUGAUAUUUUCUGCAGCAUUGGCCUAUUUCCCCUCACGCCCUCCAUUCCCUCCCAGCGUGGCUGCAGCGAGUCAGCGGCUCAGCUACAGGAGAAGUUUUUGCAGACUCUUAAG